Rhineura floridana is the source of this 4966-nucleotide messenger RNA. It is a transcript of the gene PPP2R5C, whose product is annotated as protein phosphatase 2 regulatory subunit B'gamma. Gene Ontology annotation, biological process: signal transduction; protein dephosphorylation. Gene Ontology annotation, cellular component: protein phosphatase type 2A complex; cytosol; nucleus. The transcript is spliced from 16 exons. The record is from RefSeq and is a predicted model, not a curated record. Lineage: Eukaryota; Metazoa; Chordata; Lepidosauria; Squamata; Rhineuridae. Bases 404 to 2143 code for a protein of 579 amino acids. Gene Ontology annotation, molecular function: protein phosphatase activator activity.
AACGUUGGUCCCGCGUGAUGCAUCUCAGCCAAUGGAGAAGUGGCCUAGCCCCGUCGUGGAAGCGGCGAGAAGAGAGCCCUGUCGACUGAGGCCGCCUCUUCCUCCACCGCCGCUCUUGGGAGUCGGAGAAGGGGGGCGGGAGAAGAGGAAAGAGUCCUGCGCCGGGUCCAAGGGAGGGAGACAGCCAGCGAGUGAGCGAGCGCGGGAGGCAGGCCGGCUGGCUGGCCGGCCGGUGGAGUAGCAGCAGCAGCAGCAGCACAAGGAAGAAGGAGGAGGAGAAGGGGGAAAGAAGGGAGAGAGACGGGCACAGCAUCAGCACUACUACUACUACUACCACCGUUCCCCCAGUGGGAGGUUGCGACUCUCUGGCCUGGCGGGGCCCCAGCCACCCAUCCAAUCGGCCAUGCCGAAUAAAAAGAAGGAGAAAGUGAGCCAGGAACCUCCAAAAGCAGGCAAAAGUGGGAAAAGUAGCAAAGAUGUGCAAGAUAAUCUGGACAUUGAGGUUACAAGCAAAAAAUCCAACACCAUACCACCUACAGCACAGUUAUCUAAAGUCAAAGUACCUUCUGCACAACCUGUAGCGAAGAAAGAAAAACGGCAGAGUUCUUCAAGAUUUAGUAUUAGCAAUAACAGAGAACUCCAAAAGCUGCCAGCUUUGAAAGAUGUUCCCCCUGCAGAACAAGAAAAGCUUUUUAUUCAGAAGUUGCGGCAAUGUUGCGUCCUUUUUGACUUUGUUUCUGAUCCACUAAGUGACCUGAAGUGGAAGGAAGUAAAACGAGCAGCUUUAAGUGAAAUGGUAGAGUACAUCACACAUAAUCGCAAUGUGAUCACUGAGCCCAUUUACCCAGAAGUAGUACAUAUGUUUGCAGUUAACAUGUUUCGCACACUACCACCUUCAUCCAAUCCAACGGGAGCAGAAUUUGACCCAGAGGAGGAUGAACCAACCUUAGAAGCUGCUUGGCCUCACUUACAGCUUGUUUAUGAAUUUUUCUUAAGAUUUUUAGAAUCUCCAGAUUUCCAACCUAAUAUAGCUAAGAAAUAUAUUGAUCAGAAGUUUGUAUUGCAGCUUUUAGAGCUCUUUGACAGCGAAGAUCCUCGUGAAAGAGAUUUUCUUAAGACUACUCUGCACAGAAUAUAUGGGAAAUUCUUAGGCCUAAGAGCUUACAUCAGGAAGCAAAUUAACAAUAUAUUUUAUAGGUUUAUUUAUGAAACGGAACAUCACAAUGGCAUUGCAGAAUUACUGGAAAUAUUGGGAAGUAUAAUUAAUGGAUUUGCCUUACCAUUAAAAGAAGAGCACAAAAUUUUCCUUCUGAAGGUAUUAUUACCUUUGCACAAAGUGAAAUCACUCAGUGUCUACCAUCCACAGCUGGCAUACUGUGUAGUUCAGUUUUUAGAAAAGGACAGCACUCUUACUGAGCCAGUGGUGAUGGCACUACUCAAAUACUGGCCAAAGACUCACAGUCCAAAAGAAGUAAUGUUUUUAAAUGAAUUAGAAGAAAUUUUAGAUGUUAUUGAACCGUCUGAAUUUGUAAAGGUUAUGGAACCUCUUUUCAGGCAACUAGCCAAGUGUGUCUCCAGUCCACACUUUCAGGUGGCAGAACGAGCACUAUACUACUGGAACAAUGAAUAUAUUAUGAGUUUAAUCAGUGACAACGCAGCAAAGAUUUUGCCCAUCAUGUUUCCAUCCUUGUAUCGGAAUUCAAAGACGCACUGGAACAAGACAAUACAUGGCUUGAUUUACAAUGCUUUGAAACUCUUCAUGGAGAUGAACCAAAAACUGUUUGAUGACUGCACACAACAAUUUAAAGCAGAAAAACUUAAGGAGAAGCUAAAAAUGAAGGAACGGGAAGAAGCAUGGGUUAAAAUAGAAAAUCUAGCCAAAUCAAAUCCCCAGUACUCAGUAUAUAGUGACACCUGUCUGGUGAGCAGUCCUGUUGCAAUGGAAACAGAUGGGCCUUUAAUUGAAGACUUGCAGGUGCUGAAAAAGACAGUGAAAGAAGAAGCUUGUCCGGCCCUGAAGGAUCAGAAAAAGGAUCGUAGUAUGGUGCGGCGCAAGUCAGAACUGCCUCAGGAUAUCUAUACCAUGAAAGCCUUGGACUCCCAUUGCCGAUCUGAGGAUCUAAUAACACAUGAUGGGCAUUAGACUAUUCAAGUGAAAACUUAUUUGGAGGAAAACCCCUUUUUUCUGGACUCUGUUCCACAGUAGAGAACUUACUUUUUUGUGCCAUACUGAUCAGUUACACACAAGUCAAAGCUUUUCAGUCCCAUUCUGUUAGGCAAUAACUUUGAUACAGUAUGCACAGCUCAAGAUUAGUAGUUCAAACAAUGGUUAAAUUACCUGAUUCUGUAUGCAGAACCUUGAUUGAUAAGUAUUAAACGAAGACAUUUUCGUGGUGAUGUUGGCAUAGUUCUAACCAAUCAGAAGCAUGCACUUUUUCAUAUUGCUGAGAGAAGAGCAGUCUUUUGGUACAAAUCAUCAAGCACUGUUGCUGCACAGCCUUCCAAAUCUUUUUGGGCUGCAUCACCUGUUACACUUUUCUUUUAUUUUGGCAUGGAAAGCAGUUAUGAGUAGGGAAAUGCAUGGAGCCAUAAUGUUGAUCAGCAAGUUUCCAGUACGUACACAUUAGGAAACUAGAGUUGGUAGCAGUUUCUCACUCAUGUAUAUUACACGUUUGUGCACACACAAUAAAACGCAUGUGUGACUAUCAUGUGAUGGUCUACACAAGCAUUCCAUGUUUUUCUCUUAUAUGGAACUGCUUUCUGAAGUGGCCAUGCAUGGGUUUUCCUGAUUGGAGGUUGUACUGUCUGAUAGGUUGAGGCCAUUUUCUUUCUCCCUCCAAAGUUGGUACUGUGGCGAUAGUCAAGAUUCUAAAUUCAUAUAAAACUAUUAGGCAUUUUUAUAAGACUGAAAAAGCUUGCAGAAAAAAAACGAUUCUGCAUUACUGCCUUUACACAUUUCUGGCAGCUUGGAAACAUACAGUUAAACUGUUAUCUCAGUGCAGCUUACAGAAUGGUAAUUUUCAUGGCAAUCUUCAAUCACAGCUAAUUUUUAGGACCUCUGAAAAUUGUUUCAGAGAGAGGCACCCUCUGAGUACUUUAUAUGGAUUGAAGCCAUAUCUUCCAAUCUUUUAGUAUAUAAUAGAAGCUGAGUAUUUUGGAACUGAGUUGGUGGAAGAGGAAUUUGUGUUCCUGAAAAUGAAAUCCUGUCUGCCUUGACUAGAAAUAAAUUGCAUUUUUUAAAAGUCAUUGCAUAACUUUUUUGUUCCUCAAAAAUUACUAUUUUAUUCACCAAAAUGGCUUCACUGUUUUUCUCCCUUACCUGAGUUUUUACUCCGUGGCCUACUUUGAACUCUAAGAGUUCUUUUGGCAGACAUCAUGAGGCCAGCUAAGUUGGAUACAUUUCUCUGGAUGAUGUAGUUGGAUAAGAGUGCAGCAUCAAUACCUUUUUAGAUUAUUUUUAAUGAGGCAACAGAUUUCUAAUUGCAUUCUGCAUUUUUCAGAUGCCUGUCUUAAAAGCUGAAAAGUGAGUUACAGAAGUUCUGCUGUAAUAUUUUCUGUGGUGAAAAGCACAUGUAAUACUACACACCUCACAAGAAAAAAAACUCAUCUGAGUUGCUGUUGAUCUUCAAAUGCUGCUAAAUAUUCCACAAGAUUACUUGCAUGUUAUGAGCUCUUUUUUAUUGUUGUAGAUGGGAAAGCACGAAGGCAUUUUCUAAAUAUAUAUAUAUAUAUAGUGCUUUGUCUUCAAUAUUUGAUUUCUCUCAGGGUGGCCAGUAUUUUUAGACUUUUGUAUCCUGCUUAAGAGCUGAGUUUCAUUUGGGUUUUAUUUAGAAUGAGUGAUUUCUUUCUUUUGUGUCUGGCAAUAUCAUAACAGUGUUUAAUGUCUUGAUGCAGAAAAGUUAAAACGUGGCUUCUUUAAUAAUAGGUUUUUAAGGAAAUAAAGUAUCUUGAAUCCAUAAAAAUUAUUGUGCAAAACAGGCAUUUAUAGUAACCUUGUGCAGAUGUUAUGCCUGCUGUCUGGUCUCACUUAAAACAAAAUGUCCAAUAUUUAUCAUAAAAGCUAUGGAAAGAAAAUGUGGUGUGAUGGGAAUUAGUGGUAAAACAGAGCUAAAUUAAUGUAAAGACCACUCCAAGCUUCAAAUAAAAUGCCCACUCUGUGUAAAAAUAAUUCCUGUUAAACUUGAAAAUAAAUAUGGUUUACCAUAAUGAAAAACAAGUAAUUUAAAGCAGUUUAAAGAUGUCUUCCCCUUUUUGAAGGGGGGAAAGGGUGCUUUUAUAAUUGCAUAAGGCAACAUCUAUAUGUAUUUUGAUAUACCAUUGUUUGAACUUCCAUCUUUAGCUGGUAACCUAUCAAAUACCUUUUUUAUAAUUAGGCUGUUCAGUAGGUUCAUGAAAGAGGUUUCUGGAAAGAAGCACUCUCAUUUUAUCCUCGGGGGGAGUGGGAAAAUACUGUAUAUCAAUGUUUGGUUGUGUAACACUCAACGUAUAAGAUCUUUCACUGUCUAGAUUUUACUUUUGCUCUUUACUGAAGAUAAACAUUCACCAAAAAGCAAACGUUCUGGGAUAAGUGGAAAAAUUAUGCCAUGACUUGCUCUUGAGAUUUUAGGCCAGUGACAAACUUGCCUGAGCAAUAUUCUAAAAUUUAGCAGCACUAAUUGUUUGGCUUGUUUGUUAUCACCAUUUUUAUGCUCUGUAUAAGUUCUGUAUUAAAUUAUUCUAAAAACUAAUGCAUCCAAAAUAAAAAUGUGCAAAUAAAAUAUAGUUUUGGUGACUGUUAUUCUUCAUAAAGUUCAGUGUUAGCCAUCUUCUUAUGUUCUCCAAAAAAAAUUUAUGCCUGUGCAUCAGGAAUGUCAAAAAGAAUAUUACAAGUGUCUUUUUUUGUGUGGCUUUAGUAUGGCUUCAUUUUAAUAUUGUACAUACAUUGUACUUUGUUUUAUUGUAAUGAGUAAUAAAAAUGUAGACUUCA